This is a messenger RNA of Teleopsis dalmanni, 1656 nucleotides long. Its product is annotated as probable serine/threonine-protein kinase DDB_G0272282. The record is from RefSeq and is a predicted model, not a curated record. NCBI's taxonomy places the organism in Eukaryota, Metazoa, Arthropoda, Insecta, Diptera, Diopsidae. The transcript is spliced from 6 exons. Bases 1 to 1656 code for a protein of 551 amino acids.
AUGACCUACAACCCUCAACCGGACAAACUGCUUAGUAAACUCGAAGAAAGUGAGCCCGAUCCUCCCACAUCGCAAGAAGAUGAGUGCGUUAUUUGUAUUAAUGCACGUGCCACGAUGCAAACAUCGCCUUGUGGCCAUCGCGUUGUGUGUAGACGUUGCUUUGUGAAGACUAUACAAAGUGCAGUAGCGCAACGUUUACUGCCUUUGCGUUGCGUUAUAUGUAGAGCACGUGUAAAUCGUUUGACUUCCAGUUCGGGUACAUGGCGCAUACAAGAAUCAGCGAGUAGUUAUUCCAUGGGUGCCAAAAGUUGGGCCUCUGCUGGUGUAGGACCAGGUGGUUUACCUGCUUCAGCAAGUUCCUAUUCUAUGGGUGAUGCCCAUUUGGGGCACAAUAACUUUCAUGUAUCAGUACAAGGACGAUAUCCGCGUAGUCCUAAUGGGCGAGUAGCGCAAUCAUCUAGUCUUUAUUCAAUGAGUUCAACAGGUUCCUCUACAAUGUCUGGUGUUUCACAUAUGUCGGCGUUCUCGAAAACGUCUUCCAUUUCAAGUGGUCUCUGCUCGCCUGCUUCACCUAUCUCACCAUCAGCUAAUUCAUAUACACAGACUGCAACAGUGUUAAAUAAUCAUUUAGCACCACCAAUACUUAAUAUGUCACAUUCAUCAUCGUCACCGUCGGGUUCAUCAGGUGGUUCAUUAUCGCCACGUGAAUUUCAUCAUGUGCAUUCACAUCAUGCCGGUUGUCCUAGCGGUUGCUCAGGUGCAGUACCAAGGAAGCCACUUCAUUCUUUAAGCAACUCAUCUUCAAGCGGUUCGUGUAGUAGUGCAGGCAGCUGUAUUAGUUUUCCCCCGCCUACAAAUACCUAUCCCGGUCGACGACAUACCAAAGGACGUUUAGUUGAUUUGCAAAAUCGCUUACCGCCUAUAAAAGAAUUCCGUAGCCCUGCCAAAGUACCGCAUCCUUCACCAGUGCAUAUAAGUAAUCCACGUUUUCGUUAUGCUUCCUACACAAAAUCUGCUACGAAUGCACAUGAAACGGCUCCGUUGUUACGGGAACCUCCCUCGCCUCCCAGGCGUCCUAUGAAUAUACAAAUUAGUUCAUCACUUUCCACAUUGGGACCGCCGCCACUUAAAGCUGGUGGCGCAAAAAUAAGUCCAAUGACCUCAAAGAACGCAUUGCCCAAAAACGCGUACGUAGUUGGCAAAGAUAAGAAAGGCAACGCCAACGCAAAAUCUAUUGGCAACAGCAACAAACUGAGCCUGUCGACCAAUUCCAACAACAAUAACAACAGCAACAACAACAUCGGCGGUAAAAAAAUAUUGCACGACCAGAACGCUAAUGCGGCAACAGUUAAAUCAACUGCCACGAACUCCAAAGCGCACACACAGCAUUCAAGCUCUUCCACCAGAAGUUUUCCAUUGUUCUCAAGCAAUAACCACAAGGAAAAAGCUGACAAUAAAAAGAAUGAAACGGUUGAGCGUAAGAAGAAGGAAGAAAAGCUUAAAUUGAAAGCAGAAAAGGAAGCAAGAAAGGAAGAGAAGCGUCUUGCAAAGGAGGAAGAACGUCUUGCUAAAAUUAUAGCUAAGGAAGAAAAGAAAAAGGGCAAGAAAGAAGCGAAAGAAUUACUAUUAGCAAACGAUGGCAAUAACAAAAAAUAA